AUGUCGGCCAAUAUAAAGUCGUAUGCCCCAAUGGUAGACCAUGCCUUGAAGAUGGAAAACGACUGCGAUGAUAGCCUGUUAAGGAAGGAAGGAAAAACGAAAUCAAUGUCGUUGGGAAAGUUUGGGAAGAAACCCCAACAGUUUUCGAGGAGAAACACCAAAGGGAAGCCUUGCCCACCUAACUUGAGGAUCCGGAAGAGUCUUCCAGGCAAUAUGGGUAUUGACCAAUGGCUGAUUUGUGCUUAUUGUGGGAGAAGCAACCACACUACCGUGAAAUGCUACCAAAAGAAGAAUGUAUGUUUGAAAUGCCUUAAGCCUGACUACUGGGUGAAGGACUUCCCUAUGAUGAAGGUCGAGGAUUACCUGAAGACCCAAGGGCGAGUAUUCACACUCACUGAACAAGAGGCCAAGGUAUCCACCUCGAUGAUCAGAGGUAUGCUCUCAAUUUGUGAUGUUGAUGCUAAAGUUUUAAUUGACCUUGGUUCCUCUCACUCAUUUGUUGCACCCCAUUUUGCCCAUUACAUGAAUGUUGCCCCUGCAUGUCUCAACGAUACUUUAGUAGUAUGCACGCAUGUGGGAGGCUCUAUAGAAACUGAUAGAGCAUACAUGCAUUGUAAGCUUACAAUUGAUCGGUGUGACCUACCUGUGGAUCUAAUCCACCUAGAUAUUCAAGACUUUGAUGUGAUUCUAGACAUGGAUUUGUUGUUUACACACCAUGCCAUCGUCAACUACCAUGGAAAGACCGUAACUUUUAAAUGUCCCGAUCAAGCAGAAAUACACUUCAGUGGCAUUAAGGACAGUCCCCCAUUACACCUCAUCUCUACCUUCCGAGCCUCUAGCCUUCUGGCUAAGAAGUGUGAAGGGUACCUAGCUUAUGUGGUUGAGAAUCGGGUGUUCAGACCCUAUUGGAAGGGAUACCAGUAG
This is a messenger RNA of Amborella trichopoda, 924 nucleotides long. NCBI's taxonomy places the organism in Eukaryota, Viridiplantae, Streptophyta, Magnoliopsida, Amborellales, Amborellaceae. The record is from RefSeq and is a predicted model, not a curated record.